Messenger RNA from Pararge aegeria (speckled wood butterfly), 1218 nucleotides. RefSeq names its product nucleoside diphosphate-linked moiety X motif 19-like. The coding region runs from base 106 to 1197 and encodes 363 amino acids. Gene Ontology annotation, cellular component: mitochondrion. NCBI's taxonomy places the organism in Eukaryota, Metazoa, Arthropoda, Insecta, Lepidoptera, Nymphalidae. Gene Ontology annotation, molecular function: hydrolase activity, acting on acid anhydrides, in phosphorus-containing anhydrides. The transcript is spliced from 5 exons. The record is from RefSeq and is a predicted model, not a curated record.
GAACAGAAUACGUAAGUUUCGGCCUUGUAUUCUAACCCCGACGCCGCUGAAUAGUGAAUUUUGUACUGUUCUAUUUGGUGAUAAAACGAAAGUGACAUCGGUCGUAUGAUGAAAAGAGCAAUCAGAAAGUGCUGGCGUGAUUCAGCGUCGUUGAUAGUGCUAGCUAAACGUAAUGUGGACGCUGUUUCGAGUGCUAACGCAGGGGGCAGUAACUAUGAUAUUUUAUUGCAGACUCGGACGCGUAACGCUUCGUUCUCGAACGGUGUAGUGUUUCCGGGCGGUGUGAGCGAGGAGGCAGACGCGAGUGAUCAUUGGUUGCAUCUCCUCAACUCUUUCGGCUUCGGCCAGAACGAUUUCGAGGGUUUACACCGGCCUGGUGCGUUUGCAUCCCCAAUAUUUGCGAGUAACCCUAUACGAAGGCAUAUUGCGUUAAGGAUAAGUGCCAUUCGAGAAACCUUUGAGGAGCUCGGCCUACUCAUCUGCAGCUCCGAGCAGAAAGCUGACAGGAGCGGGAUAUGGGCAGACAUCCUAACUAAUAUCGAUGUUAAAUAUUGGCAGAGUCGGGUGAGCAAAGAUCCCGCAGAGCUAUUGAAUCUUUGCAAGGAGCACAGCUGUUACCCGGACAUAUGGGCGCUACAUUACUGGAGCAAUUGGUUGACUCCGUCGUUAGCACCUGUGAGAUUCAACACAGCCUUCUUCGUGACCGCCUUGGAGCAAAAACCAUCGGGCAUUCAAGCUAACAGCGAAGUGGUUAAAGUUGAGUGGGAGAAUUCAUUGGAAAUUUUAGAGAGAAAUAGCAGGAAGGAAGUGCUAUUGUACCCGCCCCAGGGUUAUGAGUUCCAUCGUUUAUCAAAGUUCAAUGACAUAGAGAAGCUUGCCCAAUUUGCGAAGAGAAUUAGCUGUGAGGGUAAUGAACUUUUGUACCCCGUUCAUCUGCAAACAAAGGAUGGUGCUAUACAUCUUUUACCAGGUGACUACUACUAUCCACCAAAUGUAGACCUCAAUGACGAAUCGUCGUUAAAAGAAGAAAAUCAAACCAUACUAGAACUAAGGGAUACCAAUAAAACACUCCAUCGCUUCGAAACAUCAGAAAAAGAAGUCAUAUUGGUUACAAAAAAUUAUAUACCUAAAAACCAUAUCAAUAUGGGUGACCUAGUCUUGCCCCUUAAUGUUAUUACAAUACAAAAGAGACAUUAAAUAAUCCAAUUGCAACCAGAG